AGUCCACACGCCAUGUGAUUGUGGAGUCCACACGGCUUCCAUUAGACCUCUCACUUCUCCUAUCUUGAGUUCAGUUUUUCAGCUCUACAAGAUAAAAGUAACCAAUUUCUCUUGGCUAAUUGCGCUCAUAUUCAUCUGUAAUUCUCUUGUUCUAAUAAUCCUAAUUCCUUUCUUCCAUGGAAUUUUUGGUUGACCCCCUUGUCUCUCAACCCUUCGAGGGGUUGUUUGAUAUAUUGUUGUCUAAUGAGGUGCGGGGAUUUGCCAAGCAACUUGUUGGAGGGGUAGAUUCAGAGCUAGAUGAGCUCAAUACAAAGUUGGAAAUGAUUAAUAAAGCUCUGCUUGACCGUGCAGAAGACAUACAACUGAUGGAUCCGACCUUAAAAAAGUGGCUUGUCAAUCUUCAACACUGGGCUUAUGAUGCAGAAGACGUGCUGGAUGAGUUUGCCUAUGAAGCUUUGCGACGCAGACUCAAGGUAGAACAGCAGGCAAGCUCCAGCAACGGAUCGAGGUUCCUCUGUGCUAAUUUUCCUGGCCCCUUGUUCAAUGUUAAAAUUGGCUCCAAGAUCAAAAAGAUCAAUAAUCGGUUGGAACAACUCCGCCAGCAAAGAUUAUUGAAGAAAGACCUUCCUGAAGUAACAUCAAGUAAUGUCACAUUGCAAAGACCAAAGGAAACUUCAAGCGUGCCACAUGAAAAAUUUGUUCAUGGCAGAGAUGAAGAUAGAGCCAAACUAGUUGCGAUGGUGAAAAGCGAUCUACCUUGUGGUAACAACUUUCGAGUGAUAGUCAUAGUCGGCAUGGGAGGGAUCGGCAAGACUACAAUUGCUCGAGAGGUGUACCAUCACAAGGAACCGGAAGGCUUCAAGUUUGAGGAAAAAGCUUGGGUCUGUGUUUCAACCAAUUUCGAUAUUUUAACUAUCUCAAAGAGUCUCCUUGGGUCAUUAAAAGGCUCCACGUUCUCCAUUCCAAGUGAUUUAAAUGGAGUGCAAGUUGAACUGCAAAAGGCCGUGAGUGGGAAAAAAUUCUUGAUAGUAUUAGACGAUGUUUGGGAGGUGAAGAAAUACAACGACUGGGAAAAGCUAACGUCUCCUUUCACAGCUGGUGCACCCGGAAGCACGAUGAUCGUCACAACACGCCAUGAAAAUGUUGCAAUAACAAUAAGAUGCUCGGAUAGUACUUAUCAUUUACCACUUUUAUCCAAUGAAGCUUGUAAAUCCUUGUUUCAGGAGCAUGCACUUGCGACUGGUAGGACUGCUUAUACAGGUCAAAUUACAGAGACAAUUUAUGAAAAGGUCGCUGAAAGGUGUAGUGGCCUGCCUCUGUCAGCAAUGACCCUCGGUGGUCUCCUAUUCUUCGAGUCGACUGAUACUUGGGAAAAAUUACUGGACAGCAAAAUAUGGAAUUCAAAUGAAAAUGAUGUUCUUUCUGUAUUAAAGUUAAGUUAUCUUUAUCUCCCUACUCAUUUAAAAAGAUGUUUCGCUUAUUGUGCGAUUUUUCCGGAAGACUAUGGGUUUAAGGAGGAGGAACUUGUACUUUUGUGGAUGGCAGAAGGUAUCGUUCAACCAACUGAUGGGCAACUGGAUAAGACAGAGGGAGAAGAGAGAUUCAGAGGCUUGGAAAAACUUAGGAGUCUAAGAACAUUCUUGCCAUUAUUCAUGGAGCCUUUCGAUCACUCUGGAAAUUCUAUAAGUGCUAAGGUUAUUUUUGAUUUGUUGCCACAAUUAAAGAAGUUGAGAGUAUUGUCCUUUGAACGGUACUGCAUCACUCAUUUACCUGAUUCAAUUGGAGAUUUGAUACAUCUAAGGUAUCUAAACUUUUCUUACACUAAGAUUAAAUGUUUGCCUGAAUCAACAUGCUCUUUAUUGAACUUGCAAACUUUGUUAUUAAAAGAAUGUUCUUGUCUCAUGAAGUUACCUUCUAACUUGAGAGAUUUGACCAAUCUAUAUCAUCUUGAUAUAAGUGGUCAGAAUUCAUUGAAAGAAAUGCCAUCCGGAAUGAAGGAAUUGAAAAAUCUCCAAAUGUUAUCUGAUUUUAUAGUGGGCAAAGAAUCGAGUUCCAAUUUAGAAGAUUUGAGGAGCUUAAAUUUUCUUAAAGGUGAGCUUUGCAUUUCAAACUUAGAGAAUGCAAAGCAAACAUGUGGGUUUAUAUUAAACAACAAAAGAGAUUUAAAAGUGUUGUCAUUAGAGUGGGGGUCUCAAUUUGAUGUCCCACGAAAUGAGGGAGAAGAAAAAGAUGUUCUUGAGAUGUUGAAACCUCAUAGCCAUCUAGAAGAACUAACAAUUAGAUCCUAUGGUGGUUUAGAAUUCUCAUCUUGGUUAAGCACUUCGUCAUCACUCUCUAAAUUGAUGGUCCUCAGCUUAGAAAAUUGUGAAAAUUGCACAAGUUUGCCUUCUCAAAGCCUAUUGAGCUCACUUAAAGUGUUAAAAAUCAUAAACAUGCCAAAACUUGAAAGAAUAGACAUGCAAAGUCCUUUCAAUUCAUUGGAGAUUCUUUGUUUUCAGGAUUUGCAAAAAUGUCGAUAUUGGGACACAAAAGGGGAAAAUGAGAAGGUUGAGAGAUUUCCUAAACUUCGUGAGCUUUCAAUUAUUAAAUGUCCUGAACUUACUGUGGAAUUGCAUGAUCAUCUUCCUUCACUGGAAGAACUUGUGAUUAAGGUGUGUGCAAAGUUGAUGGUUUCAUUCUCAAGUUUUCCAAAGCUCAUCGUGUUCAGAAUUGAUAAGUGUAAGGAAGUGGUGCGUACUAGUAGUUCUACUGAUGAGAUAAUGUCCUUUAAGUCUGAAUCUCUUCCAAAUAUUGCAGAUUCAGAGUAUGAAAAUUGGUUGAGUCAAAAUUUCAGUUGUGUUGAGAAGACAAUAAAAUGGAGUCAUAGCCUCACCUCUGUUAAAAGCUUAAGUAUAAAAAGUUGUAGUAUUUCAUUCCUAAACGCCAUCUUUCUUCCUAAUUUGAGUGAUCUGGAGUUUACCAAUUGCAAGGCUCUAAAAUCUUUACCAAAAAGAUUGAAGCAAAACAACAUCAAAAAGUUGGCAAUUAGGCAAUGUGGUUCUUUAUUAUUCAUUGCUAGAAAAACUCUGCCUCAGUCACUAAAACAGCUGGAGAUAUCAGGGUGUAAGAAAUUACAACAUUUGGAAGGUAUCAGUUCUACUCUUCUUGAGUCCUUAAAGAUUGAAAGUUGCAAAUCUCUCACACAUCUAUCAUACAGAAUCUCUCACUCAUCACAAGAAUUGUUGUCUAACACACUCAAAAGCCUAGUCAUUCAAAACUGUAUAAAUCUGACAACAUUAUCAGCAAGAAGCAGGUGCCAACUUAAAAAACUUGAAUUCCUCAAUAUUCAGAAUUGUCCAAGGUUGAAGUCAAUAGAAGAAGCAUUUCACAGUAGAUCGUGUCUUAAAGAUAUGUGUUUAAAUGGUCUUCAAAAUCUUGAUUUGUUCGGCAUACAAAAUCUUACUAGUCUUCAAGAUUUGGAGAUAACAAAUAGUUCGAUGUCAUUGCCGAUUGAAGGUAUUCCAACUAGCCUAACCUCUCUUGAUAUCAUUAGAGAUGUCGAAAUGGGUAAAACACUAAUUAGAUGGGGAUUGCACAAACUCAACUCUCUUAAAACACUUUGGAUAAGUGGAUUUGAAGAUCCAGAGUUGAUUCUAUCAGAGGACCAACGAAUGCCUCUUUCUCUUGAAUAUUUGUUCAUCUCUAAAUUGGCACCAUUCAGAUCAAUUUCAGACUUGGGCACACUCACCUCUCUUAAGAGAUUGGAAAUUUGGAAUUUAAAUCUCAACUCAAUUUCAGACGUGGGAAGCCUUGUAUCACUUAAAAGCUUCAGUAUUGAGAAUUGCCCAAAGAUCAAAUCAAUUCCAGGUUUUGGAAGCCAUAACAUCCUUGAAAAAUUGUCUAUUGUGGAUUGCCCAAAGCUCAAAUCAGUUUCAUGCCUGAGAAAUCUUACUUCUCUUCAAACCUUGACGAUUUCCUAUUGCCCAAAGCUCAAAUCAGCUACAUUCCUGAGAAAUCUUACUUCUCUUCAAACCUUGUGGAUUUCCGAUUGCCCAAAGCUCAAAUCCCUCACAAGCCCGCCACCCUCACUUCUGGCAUUAGAUAUUUACGAGUGUCCAUUGAUAAAAAAACAUUGGAGGAGAGAUAAAGGUAAGUAUUGCUCAAAGAUUGCUCACAUCCCUAGAGUUGAAAUCGAUUUAAAAUUGGUCUUCAAUUCAAAGGAGGAAGAGGAAGAAUUGGUUUGAAUUAAUUGCAUUCAAAGCAUGGAGUCAGAUUAUCAUCUCCGUUUCAUUCAAUUCAAGAUGAUCAUCAUCACAUCAAGGAGACAACCACAGUGGGCAGCAGGAAGCAAGUGAAGCGUUGAUUGAAUUCAAAGUUGGAGGAGUAGUCUAUUAGGAUACUAAAUGUUUGCUCAUGUUUUUACCUUAAAAGGAUUUUUCAGCUUUUUUUGGUGCACAAAAAGAUUUGUUACGUAUCCACCAUUGAGAUGAAGAAACAACUGGAGGCAGAAAUUUGAACAAUUUUGUAUCUCAAAAUGAAGACUCGAAAAGAGAAUUAUCUAAUUCAGAUCCAGAGAGGGCUUCCUGGAUAUGUAAUAAAUCUUAUUGUCACACCAUUGCACCAGAAGCGUAUUGUGAUGAUAGCAGGAAUUUGAAGGCUGAAAAAUUGUGGCAACAGAGCGGCAUAUGUAGGUUAUUGUUCAUAUCGUGAGAUACAACUCUAUGGUUGAUACUCGAAGGAAAUUCAAGACCAACAAAUGAAAGGAUUUCAGCUUAAAGUUCAAGAGGAGUUUGAACAACCUGGACAAGAUACUCAAUGUAUUUUAGAUAUGGGUAUUAACAACCGAAAGUAAGUGACUUUAAAAAGUAAUUUAGUAAAAGGUAAGUCUUUGCAUUAUGUGUUUCAUUUCAACUUUGUAAUUGACAAUUGAAUUUUAGCUUAGUGAUUUGAUUUGAGCAGGACAUGGUCCCAUGGAUGUAGGCUAAGAUAUAUCUUAGCUGAACCAUGUAAAAA
Messenger RNA from Mangifera indica (mango), 4992 nucleotides. Its product is annotated as putative disease resistance RPP13-like protein 1. Gene Ontology annotation, molecular function: ADP binding. NCBI's taxonomy places the organism in Eukaryota, Viridiplantae, Streptophyta, Magnoliopsida, Sapindales, Anacardiaceae. The record is from RefSeq and is a predicted model, not a curated record. Bases 177 to 4223 code for a protein of 1348 amino acids. The transcript is spliced from 7 exons. Gene Ontology annotation, biological process: defense response to other organism.